GUUUACGAUAUGAUUAAUUGGAUUAAGUUGAUGAUCCUUUCAGAAUAUGUCAAAACAGUGAAAGUGAGCAAUCUCUCAUUAGGUGCUUCUGAACAAGACAUCAAGGAGUUCUUUUCCUAUUCCGGGGAGAUUGAAUUUAUUGAAAUAAAAAGUGAGAAUGAGCGGUCUCAAACUGCAUUUGUUACUUUCAAGGAUCCUGACGGUGCAGAGAUGGCAGUUCUUUUAUCGGGAUCCAGCAUUGUUGAUCAAUCAGUUGACAUAGCCCUCGCUCCAGAUUAUAUACUGCCGCCUCCAGCUACAGCAUCUGCUGCGGAAAUCAAGUAUGAAGGUAACACCGGAUCUGCGAUCCAAAAGGCAGAAGAUGUUGUCAGCAGCAUGCUGGCAAAGGGCUUUAUCUUGGGGAAGGAUACGCUUAACAAGGCCAAGGAUUUUGAUGAGAAGCACCAGUUCACUUCCACUGCUUCAGCUAAAGUAGCUUCUUUGGACCAAAAGAUUGGAUUGAGUGAGAAAAUCAGCUUGGGGGCGACCAUGGUAAAUGAUAGAGCAAAGGAAAUGGACCAGAAGUUUCAGGUUUCUGAGAAGACAAAAUCAACUUUUACAGCUGCUGAGCAGACGGUUAGCAAUGCUGGAUCAACCAUCAUGAAGAACCGACAUGUUUUGACUGGGGUUUCAUGGGUUACUGGUGCUUUCAAUAAAGUCACCAAAGCUGCUGGAGAAUUGGGGCAGAAGACCAACGAAAAAAUAAUCGAGGAAGAACAGGGAAAGAACGCUGGUGAAGGGUAUGCCCAUGUUCAUACCUCUGAGUCCUCACAAGCUGCUGCAGGUGAUACCAAAACCUAAUCUCCUUGGGGAUUAGUACUCUCAAAUAUGGAUCACCUAAUUUUCUGUAUAUAUAUAUAUAUAUAUAUGAUAAGCUAGUUUGGAUUUUUUUUACCUCAAACGCUAGCUAGUUAUUUGGUUGUAUGGUUCAACUGUUGUGGCGAUUUGCUGGAUACAAUUGCUGGUCAUCAGACUUGUCCAGUUUUACAAUAGCAUUAUGAAUAAGUUGGUUGGUUUUCUAAACGUGUAUAAGAUGAUUGAAUUUGCGCCUGUAUUCAUGCUGGAAGUAGAAAUAAUUCCAUUCAUUGUUGAA
Olea europaea var. sylvestris is the source of this 1132-nucleotide messenger RNA. RefSeq names its product binding partner of ACD11 1. The coding region runs from base 10 to 840 and encodes 276 amino acids. Lineage: Eukaryota; Viridiplantae; Streptophyta; Magnoliopsida; Lamiales; Oleaceae. The record is from RefSeq and is a predicted model, not a curated record. Gene Ontology annotation, molecular function: RNA binding. The transcript has 5 exons.